Messenger RNA from Emys orbicularis (European pond turtle), 2568 nucleotides. Its product is annotated as adhesion G protein-coupled receptor E2-like. The record is from RefSeq and is a predicted model, not a curated record. Bases 1 to 2568 code for a protein of 855 amino acids. Gene Ontology annotation, cellular component: plasma membrane. Gene Ontology annotation, molecular function: calcium ion binding; G protein-coupled receptor activity. Gene Ontology annotation, biological process: adenylate cyclase-activating G protein-coupled receptor signaling pathway; cell surface receptor signaling pathway. Lineage: Eukaryota; Metazoa; Chordata; Testudines; Emydidae. The transcript is spliced from 20 exons.
AUGGGAACCCGAGGUGACGUGUAUCCAUUGGGGCUCUGCAUCGCCCUGUGCCUGGGGGGCACCGUGGCCCAGAAUCAUGGCGUACAAGGUACCACUGAGGACUGCAACAACCAUCUGCUAUGCCCAGCAAACGCCAAGUGUGUGAACAACACCCACUGCACCUGCCUGGAUGGAUACCAGACACAAGGGAAUCGCUCCUUCUUCACCGACCCAACGGAGGCCUGUGACGAUAUUAACGAGUGUCUGGGGCCGAGCAAGCCAAACUGUGGACGCAACGCAAACUGCAACAACGUGGCUGGGAGUUACUACUGCGCCUGCAUCCCUGGCUACGAGCCCAGCUCUGGGAAAGCCAACUUCACGCACGCGAGUGAGAACACCUGCCAGGAUAUUGACGAGUGUCAGGGCCUGAGCGCAGCAGACUGUGGACCCCACGCAAACUGCACCAAUGUGCCUGGGAACUACUCCUGCAGCUGCAUCGAUGGCUAUGAGGCCAGCUCUGGGAAAGCCAAUUUCACGCACGCGAGUGAGAACACCUGCCAGGAUAUUGAUGAGUGUCAGGGCCCGAGCCCGGCAGACUGCGGACCCCACGCAAACUGCGCCAACGUGCCUGGGAAUUACUACUGCACCUGCAUCGAUGGCUACGAGCCCAGAUCUGGGAACGCCAACUUCACGCAUGCGAAUGAGAACACCUGCCAGGACAUCGAGGAGUGCCGCAAGACCCCAAAUAUCUGCGGCCCGAAGGCCACAUGUGUCAACAGCAAUGGGAGCUACCAGUGUGAGUGCCGGGCCGGCUACAUCCCCUCCAACAGGAACACGACCCUGUGCGAAGAGCUCAGCUGCCCCCCGCUGCUGGAUGAUGAAAACUCUAUCGCAGCCAAGAACCUCCAGGGCAGCUUCCAGGCACAGGUGGGACGUCUCUGCAAGGCGGCGCUGGAGGAGCUGAAGCAGAUGAACUCUCAGAACGCUGAGGAGAAGCUGCAGGGCUUCUUGGACAUUCUGGAGAAGCAGAUAAAUCUGGUUGGGAAGCAGAGCGAGAGCGUGGAGCGGAGACACCGGAUCGCGACGGAGCUGAUGGCCAUAGUGGAGAAGCUGCUGAGAACGCUGGCCCUGACCCUGCCUGACAGCCUGAUCAGCAUCGCAUCCCCCAACGGCACAGAGCUGGGGCUGGCGGUCAGGCAGGCUGGGAACCAGAGCCAGGAGACCGUGACGCUGCAGCAGAGCAAGACGCAGAUGGAAUUAAAGUCGGCCGGAGCUCCAGGGCAGAAAGAAGGCUUCACGCUGGCCGGGCUGCUGACAUACCAGGGGAUGAGCCCCAUCCUGGACGGUGCUGGGCGGGUGGAGGCGCCUGAGUGGGACGGGAUCGGCCAGAAGGGGAAGUGGGCGCAGAAGCCGGGGCGGCCCAGCUACCGUGUGCUGUCUCCAGUGGUGUCGGCCUUCAUCAGUGACCAGGGCACUCGGGCACUCAACCUCUCUGUCAGCAUCCGCUUCAGCCACCCGGUGCCGGAGAACAAGACCGACCUGCGCCUCCUCUGCGCCUACUGGAAGCCUGACAGCAGGCGCUGGGCCACCCACGGCUGCACCCUGCAGAACUUGAACGCCACCAUCACCCGCUGCCAGUGCAACCACCUGGCCAACUUCGCCGUGCUCAUGGCCUUCUACGAGCUGGAGGGAAGUUACACACUGACCAUCAUCACCUAUGUGGGACUGACCCUCUCCCUGCCGUGCCUCUUCCUCGCCAUCCUCACCUUCCUCCUGUGCCGCUCCAUCCGCAGCGUCAGCACCUCCCUCCACCUGCAGCUCUGCCUCUGCCUCUUCCUGGCCAACCUGCUCUUCCUCACCCCGGUGACACGCACUGGCAGUCGGUGUCCCUGGGCUCUCUGUCUCCCCCAGGUGGCGUGUGCUGUCAUUGCUGGCCUCCUACACUACCUCUUCCUGGCCUGCUUCAGCUGGAUGUUCCUGGAGGGGCUGCACCUCUUCCUCACCGUCAGGAACCUGAAGGUCGUGAAUUACACCAGCGCCAGCCGGUUCAAGAAGAGAUUCAUGUACCCGUUCGGCUACGGCUUCCCAGCCCUGGUGGUGGCUAUUUCUGCAGCGGUGAAUCCUGAUGGCUACGGAACUUCCACACACUGCUGGCUCAGCCUGGAGAGCGGCUUUCAUUGGAGCUUCCUGGGUCCAGUCUGUGCCAUAAUCCUGAUAAAUAUAACGUUCUUUGCCCUGACCCUGUGGAUCCUGAAAAACAGUCUCUCCUCCCUCAAUACAGAUGUGUCCACCAUCAAAGACCACAGGUUACUGACCUUUAAAGCCAUCGCCCAGCUCUUCCUUCUGGGCUGCACAUGGAGCCUUGGUCUCCUCCAAGUUGGCCCAGCAGCCAUGGUCAUGGCCUAUUUUUUCACCAUCGUCAACAGCCUGCAGGGAGCCUUCAUCUUCCUGGUGCACUGUCUCCUCAAUCGCCAGGUGAGAGAGGAGUACAGGAGAUGGAUCAAGGGAUUCCAAAUGUCCAGCACAAAAUCUCAGACAUACGAUCUAUCCAUGUCUGCUGUCCCCACCACCAGCACCAAGACGGUGUAA